This is a messenger RNA of Teleopsis dalmanni, 4147 nucleotides long. RefSeq names its product adenylate cyclase type 2 (gene Adcy2). Gene Ontology annotation, biological process: intracellular signal transduction; adenylate cyclase-activating G protein-coupled receptor signaling pathway; cAMP biosynthetic process. The transcript has 21 exons. Bases 230 to 4105 code for a protein of 1291 amino acids. Gene Ontology annotation, molecular function: adenylate cyclase activity. The record is from RefSeq and is a predicted model, not a curated record. Gene Ontology annotation, cellular component: plasma membrane. Lineage: Eukaryota; Metazoa; Arthropoda; Insecta; Diptera; Diopsidae.
AAAAACUAUAAAAGCAACAAAUUUCAUCUCAAAUUUUAGCAACAAGAAAAGCAACAUUUAUAAUAAAUACAAUAAGAACAAAAUGUAACCUACCAAUUAAGAUUUAUAGCACGGAAAUAUUAUCUUCUAAUCCAUUUGCUCGAGAGAGGGGGUGGGAAAAAGCUAUAAAAACCCACCCACUCAUCAAAACUCAUAAUAUAUAAUAUAAUUCACUUCAUAUGAUAUAAACAUGGUAAAAUAUAAUGUGGAAAUAGUAAAAGCGGAAAAUGGUGGACAUACACCAACUUCAGCCACUACACCAACUCCUAAACCAACGCCCACAAAAAGUAUGGACUUGAAUAAUGAGGAAAGUGGAGCAACGGCUGAAAACAUACACUUGGAUGACUUGUACACGCGAUAUCGUCAACGCCUUCGCAAAUCCCUUUUUAGAUCGGGUUUACUGAUAUCACUAGUGGCAUGUGUUGUAUCCAUUAUAAUUGGCAUCAUCUAUCAGCAACAAUGGUUGCAAACUAUUUUGUUGGCAUUGGCAGCGCUUAUAUCUGCAAGCAUCCUUACUGCUCUCCAAUUUCCAGCUGUGCUCAGUUCUCCUGCGGCUGCUUUAGCCUUUGCCAUUGUGACCACUUUCUCCUUGGGUACGAUAGCAGCAAUUACAGGUGAAGAAUUGGCGCCAUUACCGUUAUUUGCUGUUUUUCUGGGCAUACACACAAUGCUGCCAAUAUCCUGGCCAGUUUCAGUGGUUUUAGCGGUAUUUAUGACGGCAAUACACAUUGUCUAUAGAGUGGGUACUAGCCAGGAUUAUAUGCCAAAUUUACCAAUGUUGUUUGGUGAAAUUGUGAUGUUGGCAAGUGCAUCCGUCUCCGGUUUAUAUUAUCGCAUCAUGUCCGAUGCUGCACACAAUCGGACCGUCGAUGGCACUCGUACUGGUAUUGAACAACGUGUUAAACUAGAAUGUGAACGUGAGCAACAGGAGCAAUUGCUUCUAAGCGUUAUUCCGGCAUAUAUUGCGGCGGAAGUCAAACGUAGCAUCAUGCUUAAAAUGGCUGAUGCUUGCCAAAGAGCAGGGGGUCAAUCAAAUACUUCUGCAACUAGAUUCCAUGAGCUGCAUGUACAACGGCACAAUAAUGUAUCCAUACUUUAUGCUGAUAUUGUAAAUUUUACGCCUUUAUCGGAGCAACUGUCCGCAAGUGAUUUGGUAAAGACCCUUAAUGACUUAUUCGGCAGAUUUGAUCAAAUUGCACAGGAAAAUCAAUGUUUACGUAUUAAAAUUCUUGGUGACUGCUAUUAUUGUGUAUCGGGACUGCCUAUUUCUCGACCGCAACAUGCUUCGAACUGUGUUAAUAUGGGUUUACAAAUGAUAGAUGCUAUACGACAUGUGCGCGAGGCAACUGGCAUAAAUGUCGAUAUGCGAAUCGGUAUUCAUACCGGCAAUGUCCUUUGUGGUGUCCUUGGUCUACGUAAAUGGCAGUUCGAUGUGUGGAGUGAUGACGUUACUUUGGCAAAUCACAUGGAAAGUGGUGGUGUGGCUGGGCGAGUGCACAUUACAAAGAAAACAUUGGAGUUUCUCGGCGAUAAGUUUGAGGUUGAAGAAGGCAACGGUGCUAGCAGAGAUACUUAUCUAGCGGAUCAUAAAAUUGAAACAUAUUUGAUUGUUCCACCGAAGAAAUCACAAUUUCCACGAUUUGUGCCACGAGUCAUUGAAAGCACCACAUCACCCGAACCAAACGAUUGUGAUGUUACCGACAAAUUACUGCCAACUACAGUAACAAACUUCUGUGCAAAUUCAACAACUCCCACAGGUGGACAGGAAGAUGCUAUUUCUAGUUGUGGUGGAGGCGGAAGCUUACAAUUAGAUCGCGGCAAAUUGUCGCCAUCAUCAACGAACAGUCAAGAACCAAUGAUGCCAGCAUUGGGUUCAGCUGCCUCUAUGUCAAUCAAAGAAAUGUCGGAGGAAGAAGAGGAUGAAACUAAUUUACUGCGUGUAAAACCAACUGAUUCACAAUCACAGUUGUCAACAUCGAUGCACCGCGGUAGCGCUGACUCUAACAUAACCGAACAACCAACAAUUGCAGCGAAAUCAUCAUUAUCCUUGCCAAAUGACGACAUUAUAAAUGUUAGCAAUAGCGAUGGUGCUGCAAAUCAAGCACUUGCUUCCAAUACAACAACAAGCGGCACAACCAACUCCACUACGACUACAGCAACAACCAUUGGUAGUGGUGGUUCUGGUAAUAAUUUAAUGGUUUGCGAUGCACCGGAAAAAUCACGCAGAAGGCUUUCAGUGCAAGGAUUGAUGUCUUUUGCGGAUAGGCGACGUUCCUCAGGUGCUUUUAUUGAAGGCAGAAAACUUUCAAUACAUAAUGGAGAAAGCUUUCGAUCUCAUACUGGACAUGUCACACGAAAUCGUCCAUCCUCUAAGAUGACAAAAUAUGUCGAAUGCUGGGGCGCGGAUAGGCCAUUUGCCAACAUUGCUGAAUCGAAAUUGGUGAAAAAUAUUGGCUUAGCUAGCAUUGCAAUGAUUGAAUCAAAUCUGCUACCACCGGAGCGUAAAUGCUUCAAUUUCAAUUUCUUUGGACCACCAACAGAGUUAAAACCGUUUACGAUGUGGUAUCGGAAUACACCGCGCGAGGCUAUGUACCGUGCGCAGCCCGAUACGCAUUUCCGGUACGACUUGAUAUGCGCCUUUGUGCUUUUCCUUUCAAUUGCCAUUGUGCAAUUGAUUGUAAUAGAUUUAAAUAUCGCAUUACUGGGUUCAUUGGCAGCAAGUUUAUUGUCUUUGGGAUUAUUUUUAUAUCUAAGUAAUAUGCAAGUACCCGAUGUGAAUAGUUCGACCACAGAUCGUAAUGGCCCAGGACAAGUUGUUGCCAGUAGUCGAUAUUUACGACUUGCCAUGUUCGUUAUAGUAAAUAUACUUAUAUCGGCGUGUGCAGUAUUCAGUGUUAUUAAUUUCACUGCUGAACCAAUAAUGAAUUUAAGUUCUAAUAUCAGCAAUUCAUCAGACUUGGACACAAAUGACACGAAAGUAUCUGAAAUCCCUGGAAUUAACCAGACGCAAAUAGAAAGUGCGCCAGUCUUUCUUUUCUGUUGUGCCAUUAGUUUAGCAGCUAUUUCGGCAUUUUUACGAUCUGGAUUCAUUUUGAAACUAUGCACUAUGUUACUGGCACUAAUAUGUCAAGUAAUAGUGCUAGGAUACAGUGAUCUCUAUAUCGAACAUAGUUUACGAAGCUUGGAUAAGGACUUACCGCUUGGAGUGAAGGGCUUUUUACUGUUACUCUUAGUAAUUGCGGUUCUGCACACAUUAGAUCGACAAGGCGAAUAUGUAGCACGUACUGACUUCCUAUGGAAAGCCAAAUUAAAAGUGGAACAAGAAGAAGUGGAAACAAUGCGCGGUAUAAAUAAGAUCCUACUUGAAAAUAUUUUACCAGCCCACGUUGCCACCCACUUUUUGCAUCAGGAACGUUCCACUGAAUUGUAUCAUGAAAGUUAUUCCUGCGUUGCUGUCAUGUUUGCCUCAAUACCCAACUACAAAGAAUUUUACGAUGAGACAGACGUGAACAAACAGGGUUUGGAGUGUUUACGCCUAUUAAAUGAAAUCAUUUGUGAUUUCGAUAAGUUACUUUUGAAACCAAAGUUCAGUGGAAUCGAAAAAAUUAAAACUAUAGCUAGCACUUACAUGUGUGCCUCCGGUUUAAGGCCGGGAAAGGAAGAUGGUUCAACGCUGAUGCGUAACUUUUCGGAUGAAAAACGCACAGAAGAGCACAACGUCAUAAUUUUGGUGGAAUUUGCAAUUGCUUUAAUGUCAAUUUUAGAUUCAAUAAAUCGGGAAUCCUUUCAACGAUUUCGUAUGCGUAUCGGUUUGAACCAUGGACCAGUUAUAGCCGGUGUAAUCGGAGCACAGAAGCCGCAAUACGACAUAUGGAGCAAUACAGUAAAUGUUGCCUCACGCAUGGACUCAUGCGGUGUUAUGGGUCGUUUACAAACAACUGAAAAUACAGCGAAAAUUUUAAUGGCCGCCGGCUAUGAGUGCGAAUGUCGUGGUUUAACUUAUGUUAAGGGAAAAGGCAAUCUAGUCACUUAUUUUGUAAAGACACCAUUUGAUGGAAAAUUAUAAGUAAAUUAAUUCAUGUAAAAUUAAGAGAAAAAAAAAAUAAAA